UUUGUUGCAGGCAUCAGUCCCGCGAGAGGGGUUUCGGGGAAGAAUGACGCCCCUACUGACAGCUGCGCUCGCGCACCGUCUUACAGACUUUCGCAGUCUACCCCCGGUACCAUGGCGUCUGGUGAGGAGGACGGAGCGGUGGAGGAGAAAGAAUCUAACAACAAAAAGCGGACGAAAGGCGCUAUUGCUACCACGUGGCUCACGUUCUACAACAUCGCCAUGACGGCCGGGUGGCUGGUGCUGGGUGUUGCAAUGAUGCGGUUCUAUCUCCAGAAAGGCACACAUAAGGGCUUGUACAAAAGCAUAGCAAGGACACUUAAGUUCUUCCAGACAUUUGCUCUGCUAGAGGUUGGUCACUGUGCAACUGGACUUGUGAGGACAUCUGUGAUUGUGACUGGGGUCCAAGUGAGCUCUCGGAUAUUCAUGGUUUGGUUCAUCACGCAUAGUAUCAGACAGGUCCAGAAUCAGGAGAGUUUGAUACUGUUCCUGGUAGCAUGGACGGUCACAGAGAUCACACGUUACUCUUUCUACACCUUCAGUCUCCUCAAGCAUCUGCCAUACUUCAUCAAAUGGGCCAGGUAUAACUUGUUUAUUAUCAUGUAUCCUCUGGGUGUGAUUGGUGAACUGAUGACCAUAUAUGCUGCUCUGCCAUAUGUUCGGAAGUCGGGCAUGUACUCCUUAAGGCUCCCAAACAAGUACAAUGUCUCCUUUGACUAUUACUACUUCCUCAUCAUCGUAAUGCUCUCCUACAUCCCACUGUUUCCUCAGCUCUUCCUCCACAUGCUACGUCAGAGGAGAAGAGUGUUGCAUGGAGAAGUUAUAGUGGAAAAGGAUGAAUAGAGAGAGACUACAGCUGGCCCCCAGGCAGUAGUGCUCAGAAAACUAACAGCCAUCAGUCCAUGGUGAAGAAAGGAUCAAUCAACUAGGCUGUGCCUCUGUCUCUCGGCAACAAGCUAAAGCCAUCAUAUAAAAAAAAAAUAUUAAAAAAAAAUGAAAUACUUCAGAAACUAUCUAGUACAACAUCCUAUCUGUGGCUCUGGAGGCAAGCUCCACCAGACUUGAAAACAAGAUGGUUUUUAUUUGGAUGGAAAACACCAUCAGUAUAGUCACCAAAUUCGUCCAGAGUACCUACAAAAAAACAAACUUUAUUCUUUGAGAUUCAUAAGAAAAUUGAAUAUUUACCAAAUAAAGUGGAAAAAAAAAACAUUAGGAAAUUUCCCAGAACAUUUCCCCCUUUAAUUGUUCAAUUAAAAUUUCACCCACAAGAAGUUUACUUUACAUGGGGUGAAACCCCCAAACACAAGGUUUGGUUCUUUAAUAAACAUAAAUAAUUGGGCAUAAAUGUUCUCCUGCAUUUAUAUUUAUUUUUUAAAAAGUUUUCUUUACAGUAUCUGCACACUGCUUCUAUGUUAAAAGAUGGUCCAAUCUGGUCCAAGUUACAUUUUCAGAAUCUUGUGUUAGUGCUGUUGUUUUGUUCAUGUUUGAAAUGUAAAUACAUGAGUGUGGUGCCAGGACAAAGGGAACGAAAAAUGUUUCAAUGUUUUUGAAAUAUUUUUUUAUACCUUGACUGCACUAUGACUCUUUAUCCUGCUUCAGUGUUUAAUGCUGCAAACUAGAGUUUCAAAACUGGUGAAAUUUGUCCAGAGAUAGCUAAAAAAGAGCAGCUCUGUUCUGAGUAGCUCAAGGACUUUUGGUUAAACCUGUUCUGAAUCCUGACUAGUUAGUCUUCAAACCCUUUGCUUUGAAUUGUGUUUUGGGCCAUUCCAUAUCAAAGUACUUAGUCUAGACACCAGCACAGAAUUUGGAACCACACCACUAGAAAAUCCAAACUCAUACCAAAUACCCUGGAUAUACACGUUUUGUAUGAUGAAAGUUUACUACAUGGAAAGAAAAAUGUAAAUAUGAAAUGGCCAUUUUGUUUUCAGUAUUUAAAUCUCAGGAUUUUUUUUUUUUUUUUAAUCACAUUUAGAGCAGUUUUCUAGAAUUAAUUUCAAUACAGUAAGCCAAAAACUGAGCCUCGUAAUAAAGACAGAAACAUUCGUAUUAAAAUAACAUGCUAUUUCACAAUUGCUGAAAUUAACACAUUUUUUAAAUAAACUUGGGCAACCCAUUGCAAAUA
Molecule: messenger RNA, 2119 nt
Organism: Electrophorus electricus (electric eel)
Lineage: Eukaryota; Metazoa; Chordata; Actinopteri; Gymnotiformes; Gymnotidae
Gene: hacd1
Product: 3-hydroxyacyl-CoA dehydratase 1
Biological process (GO): sphingolipid biosynthetic process; fatty acid elongation; very long-chain fatty acid biosynthetic process
Cellular component (GO): endoplasmic reticulum membrane
Molecular function (GO): 3-hydroxyacyl-CoA dehydratase activity
Source: RefSeq, a predicted model, not a curated record